Messenger RNA from Cydia pomonella (codling moth), 8650 nucleotides. It is a transcript of the gene fzr, whose product is annotated as fizzy-related protein homolog. Gene Ontology annotation, biological process: anaphase-promoting complex-dependent catabolic process; positive regulation of ubiquitin protein ligase activity; positive regulation of anaphase-promoting complex-dependent catabolic process. The transcript is spliced from 10 exons. Gene Ontology annotation, molecular function: anaphase-promoting complex binding; protein binding; ubiquitin ligase activator activity. The coding region runs from base 466 to 1923 and encodes 485 amino acids. The record is from RefSeq and is a predicted model, not a curated record. Lineage: Eukaryota; Metazoa; Arthropoda; Insecta; Lepidoptera; Tortricidae. Gene Ontology annotation, cellular component: anaphase-promoting complex.
AUUUAGCGUGUACUAUUUAUUUUGCUAUGACAUCGAUGGCACACAAAAUCUACGAUUGAUUUUUUAAACCCUCUAAUUACUAAUUUGCUAUUUAAAAAGGCAGUUUUUUGCUUAGAAAACAAUCGGCAAUACUUACUAUACGCGGAAAUUCAAAAAUUGUGCGUGUUAGAUUGUUUGUAACCUGUAAAAGAUGCCUUCGUAAGCGACCCUGGUCAGGCAUGUCAAAGACUCGGUGGCUUUGGUAGCAGUCGGUUCUCCUGCACUGCGUACUGAAACUUAUUUAUGUUUUCGCUCGAUCGUUGUGUUAAUAUUUGUGAUAAUUCCAUAUUGAACAAUAAAAUCAUGUUUGAUUGAACGGCAGUGAAUUUGUAAAAUAUUCUAGUCUUUUUCUUCCAUAGUUUACCCUCGUUUUUUUGAUUUUACGGACUUUGAAAAAUAUCAGUUAGUGCCAUAUAAAGAGCCACCAUGUUCAGCGACUCAUUCGAGAGACGCCUGAUCCAGCAAUGCAGCCCCGUCGGCAGGAAGUCACUGGUCAUGAGGUCCGAGAGGAUGGACAGGUUCGUGCCUCUCAGGCGGGGGCAGAAUUGGCAGACCAGCUUUCAAGCGAAAGGCAAAGGUGCAGAGAACCAGCCACCAAAAUCGCAGAGAGACGCCAACAGCGACAGCCCAGGUGGCGGUCGUGAUUACCAAGUGUAUGGCUGUCUCCUGCGAAACGAGCUGCUGGGCACACAGAUCGAAGAGUUGAGAGGCCCGCCGGCGAACAGGACAGAGGGGAACAGGACGGCUCUCCGGCCCGUGAAGGACCUUAAGGGAUACAUGCCGCCGGUCUACAGCUUCAGCUCGCCUGUGAAGAAAGAGGACACGAUAAACACGCCGCCGCACAACCUCUCAGCCAUAUCCAUGCCCUCGCAGAAACUACUAUGGGCGCCAAGGAAGACCAUGCGCAAGAUAUCGCGGAUACCGUUCAAAGUGCUGGACGCGCCUGAGCUGCAGGACGACUUCUACCUGAACCUGGUCGACUGGUCCGCGCAGAAUGUGCUCAGCGUCGGCCUGGGGAGCUGCGUCUAUCUGUGGAACGCGUGCACCAGCCAGGUGACCAGGCUUUGCGACCUAUCAUCAGAAGGCAACGCCGUCACGUCAGUAUCUUGGAGUGAGCGAGGCAGCAUCGUUGCCGUGGGCACACAGAAGGGGCACAUCAGCGUGUGGGAUGUCGCGGUUAACAAGGAGGUAUCAAAAUUGCACGGGCAUUCGGCGAGGGUUGGUGCGCUGGCGUGGAAUGGUGACGUGCUCAGUUCUGGUUCUCGGGACCGGUACAUUAGGCAACGGGAUACGAGGACGCCGCAAGUCAACACAGCAGUUCGGGUGCUUCAAGGCCACCGGCAGGAGGUCUGCGGGUUGAAAUGGUCUCCCGACGGUCUUUCGCUCGCGUCCGGGGGCAACGACAACAAACUACUCAUCUGGUCACUGCAUUCCUCGACACCAGUACAAACCUACUCGUCCCACGUGGCCGCAGUGAAGGCCAUCGCGUGGUCGCCGCACCAGCACGGGCUGCUCGCGUCCGGCGGCGGCACCGCCGACCGCUGCAUCCGCUUCUGGAACACGCUCACCGGCCAGCCCAUGCAGUACGUGGACACGGGUUCACAAGUCUGCAACCUAGCGUGGUCGAAGCACUCCAGCGAGCUGGUGUCGACGCACGGUUACUCACAGAACCAGAUACUGGUGUGGAAGUACCCUUCGCUUACACAGGUGGCAAAAUUAACCGGUCACUCGUACCGCGUCCUCUACCUGGCCCUAUCACCCGACGGCGAAGCGAUCGUCACCGGCGCCGGAGACGAAACCCUCCGUUUCUGGAACGUGUUCUCCAAGUCCCCGUCACACCGCGAGCGGCAGAGCGUGCUCAACCUACACACGUCGCUCAGAUAAACAAAGUACCACAGACUAAAUAAACGUUAUAGUGGCGAAGUUUCAAACUGCUCACGUGGCUAACCGCAGACUAGUCACUAACUAGUCUGUGGCUUAGUGGACAUACAAAGUGCGAAGUCAGACUGUGCUAGUGAAGUGCGAAUCGUAGUGCCACAGACAAUAAGAUGUCCAUAGACAAUUCGUCGGUGUUAGUCCUUCAUUAUUGAAUUGGAGUCUAUGGUUUCAAGUAAGACAUGAUGAUCUAACGUUUAGCACUCAUGGGUGCGUUCUACUAGUGUAGAUUGUUAUACUUAUAUAUUAUAUUUUGUCACAUAGCUAGCUUGCUUUGCAUGCAAGUAGGUUUAAAAAGGUCAUCGUGUUACUUAGCACUCAUAGACUUCAACAGUCCAAGUUGUAAACCAUAUGAAUAGCAUACGGCUAGCUGUUAGAAUGGGAUAGCUGUACACAUUUUCUUUCGGCCAAGACUACCAACUGCUUUGUACAGAUAGCAUAAAAUAGAUAUUGAAACAUACCGUUUUGUCUAUGGUAACAAAAGUGUGUAACGAUAUAAUUGUGGUAUUUUCAACCAAUAGGGUACUUAUCGUCGGUUGUCAGUAAGACGCUAUUUAUAUAUAGCUUCAAUUUAAAAUCUUACCGACAUCCGACAAUGUGGUACCUUGUGGUUGAAAAUAUCACAUUUGGCCACUUAGGCCGUCACUAUCUAUUUGAUUGUGACCACCAACAAAACAGUUAGUGUAAAAAUGGUUCCUAGUACUUUGUGGAGAUAUUUUUUUCUACUGGCGACUGAUUAUGCUAGGGUUGACAGAAGGAUAAUGCCGACUUUAUAAUUUAUUAUCAUAAUUUUUUUUUUAGAUAUCUAGUUAGUAUAGAAUAUAGAAGCUGGUCUGUUUCUAUUGCAUUUUACUAGAAAUUCUUUACUAUUAUGUACAUAUGUUUUGGAUAUUCUAAUAUAGUGUUUAUAUAAUAUACUAUAAUUUAUUAUUUUCUAGUUUAGGUCGCGUUGGGAAAACUUAAAAGAAUUUGCUGUCAGAGUUGAUUUCUUUAAGAAAUUUAAGUUAAACUCUUAUUAAGAAUUGAACACGCAAAUCUUUUUUCAUCAUACUUGUGUUGUUGUGUGUCAAUAGCGGUGUUAAUGUAUGAGUUUUACUUUUAGAAUACGGAAAUAUUUUUUUUGUGUAUGUUUAUAAAUAUUUAAUGUCAUUAAUUUAAUAGCCAUUUUCAAUUUUCAAUCGCGGCUGAAUGCCGGAUAGGGUUAUGCCUUAGAUGCCUAUCCUGUCAAAAAUGACAAUAUGGAGGACGAAUGUUGAAAAUGUCACCGUAUUUAAGAAUUAUUUCGCUUAAAAUUUACACAAGUGUGAUGAAAAACAUUGUGUGCCACGGGCGGUACAAGAAUUACGAACGCGUGUUAAAAAAAUUAACACUUGUUCGUAAAUUCAUGUUUAACGCCCUUAUUACACAAUGUAAUAUAAGUUUUCACUGCGUAGAAGAAUACAAAGUCUAUUUAAUUAUCUUUUACUGUGUUUCUGAAUGUUAUUGAUCGCCUGGAUAAUCUUUAUGUAUUUCUUCAUUGUGCUAAAUGUAUUGCAAGAUACAAACAUGUAUCGAUUGGUAAUAUUUUGGGGUUAGAAGCAUAGGGUCUAAUUAGCAAUUCGUCUAUAGCUGACCUAAGCUGCCCGUCUAAUUCGCAAAUGGUCCAUAACGCAUUUCGUCUAAAUAGCAGUUCGUCUAAAAAGCAACUGGUCUGCUUUUUAGACAAAAUGCGAUAUAGACCAUUUGCGAAUUAGACGGGCAGCUCCAUAGAUGAAUUACUAAUUAGACCCCAUGCUAGUAACCCAUAUUUUAACCCAAUUAGUGUCAAAUUUGACACUUGAAUGGGUCAAUACAUUUCCUACCGUUUACAUAUAAAGAAUGCACAAAGAAAUAGUUUUCGAAUAAUUUACUCUAGUUUCUGAAACUUUUAGUGUUACAAGUGAAUUUUGGGUCAAAUUACACAUGUUUUAGAAGAGUUUUAGUUUUGAGUGUUAUAUAAUCAAAACUUUCGUAAACUCUUAAUAAUUUUCAUUUAUGGGAAUACAUUGUAAUUAAUUUUUUUUUCUGUUUCAGCGUGUUUUUUAACUUGUUCUAUGUCUGUGUACGUGAAGUAGGGAUAUCAUUUUGUCAUACAAAUUACAUAAUUAAGUAUUAACAAUAUUUUGAAAAUACAUUUCCGCAUAACCCAGUUAUCGUUUGAGUAGUAACUGAAUGGGUAAAUCAAAUAAUUUAAUUGAAUGUUAAAUACUUAAUUUUAAUUGAAACUUAAAUUAGUAAGCUAUUGCAUAAAGCACUAUUUUCCACCAUACUUAUUAUACAAACGUGUCGUCAUAUCAAAUAUUUUUAUCCGUAAUGUACCGACAACGAUACAGUUAAAUAAACCUAUUAGCAGGCGCACAGUUCGCGUCUACGUGAAAUAAGUGUCACUUUUUCACCCCUAGCGAAUGAAAGAGACGGAAGACUUUAUCAAGUUAUCACGUCACGUAGGCAAAUACAACUAUUAUAUCCGUAAGGAGCGAGUCACUUGGGAACUAAGCGGUAGGUACAUGAGUAAAAGUGGAGAUUUUCCGGAUUGUAAGGUAAAUUAGCUGUAAGUUUUCAUAGGGGAGGUUGCUUCAGUACAAAUUAAAGGUUUCUCAUUGUAAGGUAAGGUGGGACAAGACAAACACUUGUAUACUGUUUGUCUUGUCCCGAGCAAAAUAAUGUAUCGUCUUAGCCCACCUUAUAUCAAAAUAACAGUGUUCCAAUUAUGUUACGAACAUAUAUGUAUCAUAUGUAUGUAUAUUAUGUGAUAUUAUAGAUAACUGAUAUCAAUCAUGUAAGACAGAUCAGGGAAAUGUGCAGUGAAUGAGGGGUACCGCGUUUAAUUUCGCCGCUAGGGGCACUAGUGUAGACGGAGGUCUUUCAAAAUUUCAAAUGCAUAGAAUUUUUUGGGUUUGCAAGCUUUUUUUAUCGCGAAUUUUCACUCCUUAUUUAUAAUUUUGGUAAAUCUUUUUCCAUAUUUGAUUAAUCAUGGUAAACAUUAGAUAUAGUUUAAAAAAUGUUAGUGGUUUAAAAAAAGUGCCAACUAAAAUAUUAUGCAAAAUUAUUCAGGUAGAGAAAACGGCAAAUUUAGACGUUAAAAUACCUUUGUGUAUAUUAGAAAGUAUUGAUUUGUUAAAAAUAAGCAUAGUAGAAUUUUGAGAUCAGUUUUUCUAGACAUACAUCUACAUUAGCGCCAACUGGUGGACACAAAAACGGUUGCCCUCAUUGUCACUGUCAGAUGACAGUGUCACCGUGGUAAAACCAUCGAACACUGUCUAUGACCGUAAUAUGAUAAGAUUCAUACACCGUAGGCUGGUAAAACCCGACAGAUUUUAACCACGCAUUCCUGAGGUCAUGAGGAGCAAAAAAAUUUAUAUAAGUUUUGGGAAAAUUCGGCAAAAUAUUUUUUUUAUCAGACAAUAAAAAAAUUUUUUUUUUGCUUUUUCUUCAUACGGCACGUUAUUUCUUCUUACAUCUUGUCGAAAAAAAAAACUAAUUAGUUACAACGAAUAAGUAAAGUUUUUUUUAUUUACACUGAAAAUUGCGAGUUUCUUAUAAAACUUUUAUGUCUGCCAACAGGUAUAUCUAAACCAAGUCACAUAGUGGCAGCGUCGCAGCCAAAAAUGCGUUUUUCACUAAGUUAUUACACAAACAAUUUUAUACAAAAAUUGUCAUUAUCUCUAAAACAAGACCGAUUUCAGGAAACUUUGUAUCACAUUUUAGUCUCUAAAUGCGGUCAAGAAUACACCUUUAAAAUUUGUCGGGUUUUAUCAGCCCACGGUGUAUACUAGCCGUGUCUUAUCCAACCUCGACAUUGGCAGAAUCAUCAACACCUUGAUGGAGCCAUAACACGAAAAAUUGAUUGAUUGAUGAGAAAUUGUCUUUGUAACGAAGCUAACCUGACCUAUACCUGUAUAAUUAUUGUAAUUAUAUAAUAAGGAAUUACUAAUUGACUAAAAUAUAUAUUAAUAGUCUGUUCUAUUAGGUUCUUAACCUCCCGAGACCCAGACACAGUUGUUUUGUUGUUGAAUCUUUUGGUAAUUAAUGAAAGUUCAGAAUAGACUGGAAUAUGUACUAAAAUUUGUACCGGGGGCCUCAGGAGGAUACAAAUAUCACAUAUAUUCAGCCCGUGAUGUAAUAACAUAGGUCGAGUCAAGUGUUUUUGUUCCAAAACCUCAUAGAUCAGACUAUAAUAAAAUUAAAUGCUCUUGAUCUCAUUGAAUCGAACAAAUUAUUGGCAACAUAUAUAAUAUAAUGUAAAAUAAGAACGGAUGCGUGUAUUUUUCCUUUAUUUAUUUUGGCAUUUUCUAACAUUAUUUGAACUACAUAUAGGAUGUAACAGAAAUAGUGGGAACCCGUUCAUAUUCGAUAUCGUCUGAUUAGGAAAAAGUAGCAGAAAAUUGUUUAUGACGCGAAAAAAAAUUCUAUGGGGCUGGACGUUCCAUUCGGCCAAAAAAUUUUCGCGUCAAAAACAUACAUAACUAUUUUUGUUACAUGUAUGUAUAAAUUGAUGGAGUUUAAUUUAGGUAAUAUUAAGAUAUUUGAAAUUAUGUACGUAUAUAACAAAAAGCUGAACUUGUUGUUACAACUGAUACAGACGCAGCUAUGUUUAAAAUAAGACAAUACACUUGUCUCAUUCUAACACAUGUCGAUUUCCGAAUCGCAACGAUAAAUUGUAUUAAAAAUUGUAAGCAGAUCGUAUAAGAGCUUAUUGAUGUACAUUAUUUUCGUUUUAUAUGUGUAUGAUUUCUAUGUCAAGUAAAUAAGAUGGAAGUAAUUUUAGGUUAGUAUGACGCAUAUGUAUGUUGCGUUUUCGUUUUGUUGCGUGUUCGUUAUGCGUGUCAUUGUUUCACGUUUGAUUACUGUGUCGGUACAGUUUGCAGCAAAAAUAGCUGACGGGAAUAUUAGUACUGUUUAUAGUUGUUCUUUUAACAAAGAACCGAUAAAAAGCUGGUUUUUUAAUCUUUUCGGGCCUGAGAAAUUUUAAGUUAUUGUUACUCAGAUUCACGGGUUCACAAGGGUUUUCAGUUUAUCCUCGUCCUGCCGAUCAUACUCACAAGGAAAGGUACCCAACUGUCCGGUUCCGAUUCGAUUUAUAUUGUUAUAGAGUAGUCUAAAAUAACGGACACGUAUUUUUUUUUAGCUGCCCAAACUCAUCCUAUUGGGAGAAAUUGUCCUCCAAAGUACUAAAAAGUUACUAAAUCUUCUAACUCCUAUAGAAAGUGAUGCUCGAGCAACUUGCUAGUUAAUGGCUUGUUCGAGUAUAUAACUCAUGUUUGCUUAAACUCAUUUUUUCCUUAAUACAACUAAACCAUCCUCAAGAAUCACAUGAAUCCGUUCAGUAGUUUUCGAGUUUAUUGCGAACAUACAAACACAGACGCCGCGGGGAACUUUGUCUUAUAAAUUGUAAUGUUUUUUUUUACGUUUGUUACAUUCUGUACAUACCUAUUAGUACAUUAAUGUCGUGUGCAAUGUAGACGUAACCUAGAAUACUAUAAUAUAACCUUCGAUUUCCCGAUUAUAAUACGAUUAAAUCGUUAAUCGUGUCCUAUAGUUAAUAUAUAUAUAUAUAUAUAUAUAUAUAUAUGUAAGACGAACAGUAAAAAUGUAUGUACUUAACCAAAUAUCUUCAUGAUUAUCUUUGUUUUAGUGUUGCUUACCUUGUUUUGAAAAAUAGAAUAUUUCAGUCAGUAAAAACCCUUUUUAAGUUGCAAGUGACCUAGUUAGAGCAGUUGUGGCAAUGAACAUAAUUUAGGUAUAUAUUUGCCAUAUCUUGCCCAAUUUUCUUAAUAAUUUUAGCAAAGUUAUAAACUUAUUGCUUUUACUAGCGUUUAGGGCAAGUUUUAACUACAUUUUAACUUUGCUUGUGAAGUAAAAAUGUUUUAAAAUAUCUCUAGCUAUUUCUACAGCCUAAUUACAAUUCGAGGCAAACUUGGUCCAAUAAUUAGAGUAAAUAUUUCGGGGGCCCAUUUCUCGAAACUUACCGUUCGAGAAAUGGGCUCCAUAUUAGGCUAAUAUUAUUAGUGUGUUGUGUCAUAUGGAAAUCCAUAUGAUUUGACAGUUUGUGGACUGAUAAUAUUAGUCUAAUACCGUUUGAGAAAUGGACCCCUGAAUUAAGAUCUAUUAGAGAAAAGGAUGUUGUGUUCCUUGGAAUCACAUCGCUCAGUCUAUAAUAUCUUCUUUUAAUAACCAUCUUGUACAGUCAGCGUCAAAUACUUCGUAGCAGUCAAAGUAGCCAAAUAGUUCGGUACACCAUAUAUUUAGUAUGGUGUACCGAACUAUUUGGCCACUUUGACUGCUACGAAGUAUUUGACGCUGACUGUACUAUACGUUAUUUUCAAAAUUGUACAGAUAUUGUUCAACACAAGAUACGUAACGCAACUAAAUUUUUUUUAUUUAUUUAUUGUAGGUUAAAGAUUAUACUAGCACUAGUUCGACCCGAUAUCAAAUUUACAUAUAUCACUUCCUCUAUCCUUUUCCUUCUUAAUACAUUGUUCUAUCUUAACAUUUCCUCUCUUUCGAAUUCGGGUCAAAAAUAAAAGAUAUAUUUAUGAAAAGAGUAUAUUAUACUUUAAUAUAUUGAACUUGUAAAGAUAGACUGAUUUAGUGGUACCCAUAAAUGUUUAGAUUUAAUCUACUUUCUUUUAGAAUAAACUAUUAACUGUGUGAUUUA